Messenger RNA from Thalassophryne amazonica, 1475 nucleotides. RefSeq names its product microfibril-associated glycoprotein 4-like. Gene Ontology annotation, biological process: elastic fiber assembly. The coding region runs from base 208 to 954 and encodes 248 amino acids. Lineage: Eukaryota; Metazoa; Chordata; Actinopteri; Batrachoidiformes; Batrachoididae. The transcript is spliced from 5 exons. The record is from RefSeq and is a predicted model, not a curated record.
AUGCAGAAGGUGUGUUCUGUGUCCAGGAGUUGAACACACAGGAUGGUAACCGGAGAGUGGGUCAGCAGAUAAGAAUGCUGUGGGCUGGACUUGUGAAAAGCGAGAGCUUUUCUAAUAUGCAAACAUCAACAUAGGAGAUUUGUCCGUGCUUCCAGUUUGUUUCAACAGACUGACCUGAAACAGUCACGCAGUGAACCUUUGAUCACCAUGCCCCUGCAGGGUCCAUUAGCUGGUGUCCUGGUAUUUCUUGUGGCCUCAGUCCAAUCAGACUCUUAUUUUUUGCCCGUCGACUGUGACGACAUCUAUCGUCACAACAACCGCAGCCCCAGCGGCGUGUGCACCAUCUUCCCAGGUGGCCCGACCACACCCAUUCAGGUCUACUGUGACAUGGCCACUGACGGGGGGAGAUGGACUGUCUUCACCAGGAGGAUAGAUGGGACUGAAAACUUUUACAGACCCUGGGCUCACUAUAAAACUGGAUUUGGGAAUGUGGCGGGGGAAUACUGGCUCAGGCUUGAGAACAUCCUUGUUCUGACAAUGAGGAAGAAGAAUGAGUUACGGGUGGACAUGGAGUCCUGGGAAGGAUACACGGCUCACACCAGCUACUCUUCCUUCUCAAUUGGUCCAGAGAUCACCGGCUAUCAGCUAAACUUGGGCAGCUAUGUUAGUGGAGCUGCAGGUGACAGUUUGGCCGAGGUAAAUAACAUGAAACUUACCAUGUUUGACAAAGACCAGGACUUGUGGCCCAAAAACUGUGCUCAGCAUUUUCUUGGUGGAUUCUGGUACAACGCUUGUCACUCGGCAAAUCCAACUGGCAUGUACGCGCCUCACGGUGCCAUCGCAUUUAAUAACGUCCAUGUCAUUUGUCAUUCAUGGAUGGGGACAAACUACUCUCUCAAGACUAUUUCCUUGAAGAUAAGACCUAUUGCUAAAUGUCCAUGUAACACAAUCUGAUGACUUCUUCUUAGCAGUAAUUGUUAUGUUUUAAUGCAUCUUCUUCGCUUUCCAGUCAUAACUUAGUAAUCAAAGGAGAAAUCUGACAUUUUUCAAUCUAGACUACUUUAAGAUGCAUUUUUUAUUGUUACUUGGCUAUUUUGCUUCAAAAUAAUCACAUAUUUCAUCUGCUCUGAGUUACUGAAACUUUCAUGUGUUGUAAAUGUAUUGAAUUGAAGCAUUUUUCUAGUGAAGGCCUUCUGCCAGCCCUGCCAGCCUUUCAACACCAAAACGCGCCUCCAGCGUCAACAAGUCGGUUGACGUCGUCCUACACGGAGACACUCGUAACUGUCAAAGCUGCAACAAAAAAGACGUCCUACUGCGGCAAAACAAGAUAUUCCUCUGGAAAUGUUGACUUUAAUGUAAGUAGCUGGAGGUGAUCAGUUAUUAAUACAAAAUCUUACAGAUCUGCUGGUAUAUUUAUCUGAAGGAACAUUAUAACCUGAUAAACACUGGUAGAUAUUCUAAAAGUAUAUGGGUUG